AGUUCUGCGGUUUCUGCGGCGGCUGGAGAGGUGGUCGGAGAAGUAGGAACCUCCUGCCGGGCUCGUGGCGGCUUCUGUCCGCUCCGCGGAGGGAAGCGCCUUCCCCACAGCUUGUUGUUUGAAGUCUGCCUUCCAACUUUCUUCGUGCGAACUCCGACAAAAGGAACGAAUUUUAAACUUGGUGGUUUAAUCAAAAAAUGCUAGGACGAGUUACUUCCGAAUUUGACUUCUAAUUUUCUGAACUGCAAAACAAGAAGGGAACAAUAAAUUUCUGUGGCUGAUACCACAUCUAAAAGAUUAGAACACUUAACAAGGAAUUUUUAAAGAAUGACAUCAAUGCAAGCUUGAAUAAGAAAAACAAAUUCUUCCUCCUAAGCCAUGGCAUAUCAGUUAUACAGAAAUACUACUUUGGGAAACAGUCUUCAGGAGAGCCUAGAUGAGCUCAUACAGUCUCAACAGAUCACCCCCCAACUUGCCCUUCAAGUUCUACUUCAGUUUGAUAAGGCUAUAAAUGCAGCACUGGCUCAGAGGGUCAGGAACAGAGUCAAUUUCAGGGGCUCUCUAAAUACGUACAGAUUCUGCGAUAAUGUGUGGACUUUUGUACUGAAUGAUGUUGAAUUCAGAGAGGUGACAGAACUUAUUAAAGUGGAUAAAGUGAAAAUUGUAGCCUGUGAUGGUAAAAAUACUGGCUCCAAUACUACAGAAUGAAUAGAAAAAAUAUGACUUUUUUACACCAUCUUCUGUUAUUCAUUGCUUUUGAAGAGAAGCAUAGAAGAGACUUUUUAUUUAUUCUAGAAUUGCAGAAAUGACUACACUGUGCUAUACCAGAGAAUUCCAGUAGAAAGAAACUUGUAACUCUGUAGCCUCUUACAUCACCUUUAUUAUACAGCAUGAAAAACCAUAACUUUUUUUUAAGGACAAAAGUUGUUGCCUUCCUAAGAACCUUCUUUAAUAAACUCAUUUUAAAACUCUGAGUAAUAACUGGUGAAGCUAUUAAGGUAGCAAUAUGAAGAUAUUAGAUAAUGCAUUUUCCCAUUUCCUUUGCAAGGAACAUGAUGCCCUUUCAGAAUGCUUAUUUCAAUAAAGUCAUGUUUUGUCAGUUGUAACUUUACCUGAUGAAAGCAUCAGCAGGGGCAAAACCAAACUCUGGAUGGAAUUUUUUAAGAAAAUCCCUUGCUUUUUAAAAUACAAAACCAAAGUUAAUCAUUGGUAUAAAAAAACCCAAGUACAACUUGAUUAGGAAAAGUUAGACAAUCAUAGCAAAAACAAAACCAAAAAACUUUCCUUCUUAGACCAGGUAACAUGAGGAAGGGGGAAAAAAACCCAAACAAAAUAGUCCCCCCACAUGACAGGUGUCUUCAGCUUGCCAUAUUGAUCCAAAGUUCAUACAUUUUAUCAUGUACAAGAUACAUUAGACUUACAAUAAAGUCUAAUUAUUAGACUUUUAUGUCAGUGGAUUGUGCUUGCAGAAAUACAGAAGUAACAUACUGACCCUAGGUGAGGAGUUUCUUACAUGGUUAACUGGAUUGACCCAAUUGGAGUAAAAGAUUUUUGCUGUUACCUCGAUGCUCCUGCAGUUGUUACCUCAGCAUGCCACUGUAGUCCUUGACUCUCACAUUAAAACUAACUUUGGCUAGGUACUGGUGGCUCACACCUGUAAGUAAUCCCAGUACUUUAGGAGGCUGAGACUGGAGGAUUACUUGAGUCCAGGAGUUGGAGACCAGCCUGGCCAAUAUAGACUGUCCCUACAAAGAAAAUAAAAUUGUUUCAUCUUCCAA
Homo sapiens (human) is the source of this 1778-nucleotide messenger RNA. It is a transcript of the gene GTF2A2, whose product is annotated as general transcription factor IIA subunit 2. Gene Ontology annotation, cellular component: transcription factor TFIIA complex; nucleus. Gene Ontology annotation, molecular function: RNA polymerase II-specific DNA-binding transcription factor binding. Gene Ontology annotation, biological process: transcription initiation at RNA polymerase II promoter. The transcript has 6 exons. The record is from RefSeq and is marked validated. Lineage: Eukaryota; Metazoa; Chordata; Mammalia; Primates; Hominidae. The coding region runs from base 379 to 708 and encodes 109 amino acids.